Molecule: messenger RNA, 744 nt
Organism: Saccostrea cuccullata (small rock oyster)
Lineage: Eukaryota; Metazoa; Mollusca; Bivalvia; Ostreida; Ostreidae
Product: carbohydrate sulfotransferase 1-like
Exons: 1
Coding region: 1-744 (247 amino acids)
Biological process (GO): sulfur compound metabolic process; N-acetylglucosamine metabolic process
Molecular function (GO): N-acetylglucosamine 6-O-sulfotransferase activity
Source: RefSeq, a predicted model, not a curated record
AUGAUCAUCAAUCUUCUGUGCCGCUUUGAAGAUGUUCCUUUCCAGGUCUUUAAGACUAAUCACUUCCUUUACCAUAAUCGCCUCAAACAGCAUUACAGUUGUGCACAACGUAUUAAAGAUAGCGUCACUGCCAUGAGGAAACAGUGUAUUCCAAAUCUCACCAGGAGGUGUAAAAAAGCCAAUUCAUUCACUAUGAAGUUGAUAACAGUAAGAAUGAAAGCCAUCUCAAGGGUAAUGCAGCUUCUUCCAGAAGUUCAUGUCAUUCAUUUGGUGAGAGAUCCUCGACACGUCUUGCUUUCACAAAUACACGUCGGCCAAAUUGAUAGAACGAAAAUUGAAAAUGAAAGUAGCUCACAUUGCGAGAUCCUCAAAAAUGAUAUAAAGGAGACUGAAUCGGAUAUUUAUAGGAACAAUUUUCACCGACAGAGGUAUGAGGAUCUUGCACACGAUCCCAUUGGGCAGUUUCAGGGUUUGUUUGAAUUUUCUGGAUUAGAAUUUAGCGAUGCAGUACUGUCCAGAAUUCGAAAAAUAGCAAUGAGGACAGGAAAGGUGAAAAAAUGUCAGUAUUGUUCAGAUAAAGGUGACGCAAUGGUGGCUUCUGUUCAAUGGAGAAUUUCAUCAAACUAUUCCAUUGUUCAUGCAAUCCAAGAGCAGUGCUUAAAUAUCAUAGAUAAACUAGGAUACAUCCCGGUCAAUUCCGAAAAAGACCUGUAUGACAAGAAGAUUUCACUAACGAAAUGGUAG